This is a messenger RNA of Physella acuta, 15583 nucleotides long. RefSeq lists its product as uncharacterized. The record is from RefSeq and is a predicted model, not a curated record. Lineage: Eukaryota; Metazoa; Mollusca; Gastropoda; Physidae. Gene Ontology annotation, biological process: cell-matrix adhesion; Notch signaling pathway. Gene Ontology annotation, molecular function: Notch binding; calcium ion binding.
CACAAUGGAUUGCUCCGUACUGCUCAUCUGGCUCCUGAUAAUACCUGCGGCCUGUCAAGCCAACGAUGGAGCAUUAGCAGACAGCUGCCCGCCCGACCAGUUCUACAGUCUGACGUCACAAGCCUGCGAGUCGUGUCCGGCUGGUCAGUACAAAAGUGAACACGUCCGCCACUGUCUAGUCUGCCCGUAUGUGACCUUCAACUCCACAUCUUGCACGGAAGGAGAAGGUAGAAACAUGACGAACGAGAGAGUGAACAUUGACAUGGAUUUGACCCUGGUGAUGUCGUCAUGCGACUAUGCAAAUUUCACCGAAUCACUCAAACAACCAGGCGCUGCCUCUAAAGUCAUCCAAGGUUUUAUUGUGGCAAACUACAUGCACAUUUAUUACAGAGACCUGUGUUUCCCAUACCCAUACACCUGUGAUAAUGUCCAAGCCUUUGUCAUUGAUGACCAGAUCUGUAUACCAGAUGCCAACUGCACCGACCCUGAGACGUGUCAAAUAUUUAGAACUAAAAUGCAUGUUGGUGUCUAUUACACAAGGAGUUUUGUCCAGCCUGUAAUCAAUAUGAGCCUAGAGAUGAAUAAUGCACGUUCUGUUGAUGCCUUUAUGGGAAUGAUGUAUGAUUUAACACACGUCAAAGCAUUGUCUGUAAACUUUUCAAACACAAAUCCAAGAUUUGAACUCCCAUUCAUAUAUGCUAUCACAGUGGUUGAUGAUAUAAACAGAUUUGUUAUGUAUAUAGAAGUCAUCCUUGGAAUUGAAAGCACUUCAGAACUUGAAAAUAUAAUUGUUAAGACAAACUUUUUAACUGAUAUCUCUUCUAGUCUGCAUGCUAUCAAUCAAGGUUUUCUUAUGGCAAUAAGUGAAAGUGACAGUGUUUGUUCACCCUACAAUGGCACCAACAUAUGUUUAAACAUUUCUCUGUGGUUCACACAAGAGAUUCAUGAAGAUCUACUGGAAUGGGUAGCAGCAGUAAUGAUAAUGUCUCACCAGAACUUCAAAGGUUCAGCAGGAAAACUAAUUGGCCCAAUAAAGGUUUACAGGUCACAGGCUGCUAUGGAAGAUCAUUUGCUGUGGACAGGAUUAUGUAAUUUGAUGAACAAACUUAAUGUGGCUCAGAUGUUCUGUAAAGAUGGAAAUCAGUGUGACUAUAUUGAUUCUAAUGGUGAAAUGAUUUGUUCAGAAAGAACUGAUUGUGGAAACUGGACAUGGGGAGAAAACUGUUCAGAGCCUUGUAACUGUGAACAGAAUAACUCAGUAGAUUGUCAUAGCCUGAAUGGCACCUGUGUUUGUCUGUAUGGCUACACUGGCAGCCGUUGUGAUGAAGACGUUAACGAAUGUCUGCAGUCUCCUUGUGGUCCAGACAUGGACUGCAUCAACACCCAUGGAAGCUUUGAAUGUCAUCUGGCUGGCAGCUGUGGAAAUUGGACAUGGGGAGAAGAUUGCAACAAUACAUGCAACUGUAACCGCAACAGCACAAUGGAUUGUCACGGCUGGAAUGGCACCUGUGUUUGUCUGUAUGGCUACACUGGCAGCCGUUGUGAUGAAGACGUUGACGAAUGUCUGCAGUCUCCUUGUGGUCCAGACAUGGACUGCAUCAACACCCAUGGAAGCUUUGAAUGUCAUCUGGCUGGCAGCUGUGGAAAUUGGACAUGGGGAGAAGAUUGCAACAAUACAUGCAACUGUAACCGCAACAGCACAAUGGAUUGUCACGCCUGGAAUGGCACCUGUGUUUGUCUGUAUGGCUACACUGGCAGCCGUUGUGAUGAAGACGUUGACGAAUGUCUGCAGUCUCCUUGUGGUCCAGACAUGGACUGCAUCAACACCCAUGGAAGCUUUGAAUGUCAUCUGGCUGGCAGCUGUGGAAAUUGGACAUGGGGAGAAGAUUGCAACAAUACAUGCAACUGUAACCGCAACAGCACAAUGGAUUGUCACGGCUGGAAUGGCACCUGUGUUUGUCUGUAUGGCUACACUGGCAGCGGUUGUGAUGAAGACGCUAAUGAAUGUCUGCAGUCCCCUUGUGGUCCAGACAUGGACUGCAUCAACACCAAUGGAAGCUUUGAAUGUCAUCUGGCUGGCAGCUGUGGAAAUUUGUCAUGGGGAGAAGAUUGCAACAAUACAUGCAACUGUAACCGCAAAAGCACAAUUGAUUGUCACAGGUCGAACGGCACAUGUUUUUGUUAUGAUGGAUAUACAGGAAGCUUUUGUGAUGAAGACGUUAACGAAUGUCUGCAGUCCCCUUGUGGCCCAGGUAUGGACUGCAUCAAUACUGAUGGAAAGUUUGUAUGUAAUCUGGCUAACAGCUGUGGAAAUUGGACAUGGGGAGAAGAUUGCAACAAUACAUGCAACUGUAACCGCAACAGCACAAUGGAUUGUCACAGCCUGAAUGGAACCUGUGUUUGUCUGUAUGGCUACACUGGCAGCCGUUGUGAUGAAGACGUUAACGAAUGUCUGCAGUCUCCUUGUGGUCCAGACAUGGACUGCAUCAACAUCCAUGGAAGCUUUGAAUGUCAUCUGGCUGGCAGCUGUGAAAAUUGGACAUGGGGAGAAGAUUGCAACAAUACAUGCAACUGUAACCGCAACAGCACAAUGGAUUGUCACGGCUGGAAUGGCACCUGUGUUUGUCUGUAUGGCUACACUGGCAGCCGUUGUGAUGAAGAUGUUAACGAAUGUCUGCAGUCUCCUUGUGGUCCAGACAUGGACUGCAUCAACACCCAUGGAAGCUUUGAAUGUCAUCUGGCUGGCAGCUGUGGAAAUUGGACAUGGGGAGAAGAUUGCAACAAUACAUGCAACUGUAACCGCAACAGCACAAUGGAUUGUCACGGCUGGAAUGGCACCUGUGUUUGUCUGUAUGGCUACACUGGCAGCCGUUGUGAUGAAGACGUUGACGAAUGUCUGCAGUCUCCUUGUGGUCCAGACAUGGACUGCAUCAACACCCAUGGAAGCUUUGAAUGUCAUCUGGCUGGCAGCUGUGGAAAUUGGACAUGGGGAGAAGAUUGCAACAAUACAUGCAACUGUAACCGCAACAGCACAAUGGAUUGUCACGGCUGGAAUGGCACCUGUGUUUGUCUGUAUGGCUACACUGGCAGCCGUUGUGAUGAAGACGUUGACGAAUGUCUGCAGUCUCCUUGUGGUCCAGACAUGGACUGCAUCAACACCCAUGGAAGCUUUGAAUGUCAUCUGGCUGGCAGCUGUGGAAAUUGGACAUGGGGAGAAGAUUGCAACAAUACAUGCAACUGUAACCGCAACAGCACAAUGGAUUGUCGCGGCUGGAAUGGCACCUGUGUUUGUCUGUAUGGCUACACUGGCAGCCGUUGUGAUGAAGACGUUGACGAAUGUCUGCAGUCUCCUUGUGGUCCAGACAUGGACUGCAUCAACACCCAUGGAAGCUUUGAAUGUCAUCUGGCUGGCAGCUGUGGAAAUUGGACAUGGGGAAAAGAUUGCAACAAUACAUGCAACUGUAACCGCAACAGCACAAUGGAUUGUCACGGCUGGAAUGGCACCUGUGUUUGUCUGUAUGGCUACACUGGCAGCCGUUGUGAUGAAGACGUUGACGAAUGUCUGCAGUCUCCUUGUGGUCCAGACAUGGACUGCAUCAACACCCAUGGAAGCUUUGAAUGUCAUCUGGCUGGCAGCUGUGGAAAUUGGACAUGGGGAGAAGAUUGCAACAAUACAUGCAACUGUAACCGCAACAGCACAAUGGAUUGUCGCGGCUGGAAUGGCACCUGUGUUUGUCUGUAUGGCUACACUGGCAGCCGUUGUGAUGAAGACGUUGACGAAUGUCUGCAGUCUCCUUGUGGUCCAGACAUGGACUGCAUCAACACCCAUGGAAGCUUUGAAUGUCAUCUGGCUGGCAGCUGUGGAAAUUGGACAUGGGGAGAAGAUUGCAACAAUACAUGCAACUGUAACCGCAACAGCACAAUGGAUUGUCGCGGCUGGAAUGGCACCUGUGUUUGUCUGUAUGGCUACACUGGCAGCCGUUGUGAUGAAGACGUUGACGAAUGUCUGCAGUCUCCUUGUGGUCCAGACAUGGACUGCAUCAACACCCAUGGAAGCUUUGAAUGUCAUCUGGCUGGCAGCUGUGGAAAUUGGACAUGGGGAGAAGAUUGCAACAAUACAUGCAACUGUAACCGUAACAGCACAAUGGAUUGUCACGGCUGGAAUGGCACCUGUGUUUGUCUGUAUGGCUACACUGGCAGCCGUUGUGAUGAAGACGUUGACGAAUGUCUGCAGUCUCCUUGUGGUCCAGACAUGGACUGCAUCAACACCCAUGGAAGCUUUGAAUGUCAUCUGGCUGGCAGCUGUGGAAAUUGGACAUGGGGAGAAGAUUGCAACAAUACAUGCAACUGUAACCGCAACAGCACGAUGGAUUGUCACGGCUGGAAUGGCACCUGUGUUUGUCUGUAUGGCUACACUGGCAGCCGUUGUGAUGAAGACGUUGACGAAUGUCUGCAGUCUCCUUGUGGUCCAGACAUGGACUGCAUCAACACCCAUGGAAGCUUUGAAUGUCAUCUGGCUGGCAGCUGUGGAAAUUGGACAUGGGGAGAAGAUUGCAACAAUACAUGCAACUGUAACCGCAACAGCACAAUGGAUUGUCACGCCUGGAAUGGCACCUGUGUUUGUCUGUAUGGCUACACUGGCAGCCGUUGUGAUGAAGACGUUGACGAAUGUCUGCAGUCUCCUUGUGGUCCAGACAUGGACUGCAUCAACACCCAUGGAAGCUUUGAAUGUCAUCUGGCUGGCAGCUGUGGAAAUUGGACAUGGGGAGAAGAUUGCAACAAUACAUGCAACUGUAACCGCAACAGCACAAUGGAUUGUCGCGGCUGGAAUGGCACCUGUGUUUGUCUGUAUGGCUACACUGGCAGCCGUUGUGAUGAAGACGUUGACGAAUGUCUGCAGUCUCCUUGUGGUCCAGACAUGGACUGCAUCAACACCCAUGGAAGCUUUGAAUGUCAUCUGGCUGGCAGCUGUGGAAAUUGGACAUGGGGAGAAGAUUGCAACAAUACAUGCAACUGUAACCGCAACAGCACAAUGGAUUGUCACGGCUGGAAUGGCACCUGUGUUUGUCUGUAUGGCUACACUGGCAGCCGUUGUGAUGAAGACGUUGACGAAUGUCUGCAGUCUCCUUGUGGUCCAGACAUGGACUGCAUCAACACCCAUGGAAGCUUUGAAUGUCAUCUGGCUGGCAGCUGUGGAAAUUGGACAUGGGGAGAAGAUUGCAACAAUACAUGCAACUGUAACCGCAACAGCACAAUGGAUUGUCACGGCUGGAAUGGCACCUGUGUUUGUCUGUAUGGCUACACUGGCAGCCGUUGUGAUGAAGACGUUGACGAAUGUCUGCAGUCUCCUUGUGGUCCAGACAUGGACUGCAUCAACACCCAUGGAAGCUUUGAAUGUCAUCUGGCUGGCAGCUGUGGAAAUUGGACAUGGGGAGAAGAUUGCAACAAUACAUGCAACUGUAACCGCAACAGCACAAUGGAUUGUCACGGCUGGAAUGGCACCUGUGUUUGUCUGUAUGGCUACACUGGCAGCCGUUGUGAUGAAGACGUUGACGAAUGUCUGCAGUCUCCUUGUGGUCCAGACAUGGACUGCAUCAACACCCAUGGAAGCUUUGAAUGUCAUCUGGCUGGCAGCUGUGGAAAUUGGACAUGGGGAGAAGAUUGCAACAAUACAUGCAACUGUAACCGCAACAGCACAAUGGAUUGUCGCGGCUGGAAUGGCACCUGUGUUUGUCUGUAUGGCUACACUGGCAGCCGUUGUGAUGAAGACGUUGACGAAUGUCUGCAGUCUCCUUGUGGUCCAGACAUGGACUGCAUCAACACCCAUGGAAGCUUUGAAUGUCAUCUGGCUGGCAGCUGUGGAAAUUGGACAUGGGGAGAAGAUUGCAACAAUACAUGCAACUGUAACCGUAACAGCACAAUGGAUUGUCACGGCUGGAAUGGCACCUGUGUUUGUCUGUAUGGCUACACUGGCAGCCGUUGUGAUGAAGACGUUGACGAAUGUCUGCAGUCUCCUUGUGGUCCAGACAUGGACUGCAUCAACACCCAUGGAAGCUUUGAAUGUCAUCUGGCUGGCAGCUGUGGAAAUUGGACAUGGGGAGAAGAUUGCAACAAUACAUGCAACUGUAACCGCAACAGCACGAUGGAUUGUCACGGCUGGAAUGGCACCUGUGUUUGUCUGUAUGGCUACACUGGCAGCCGUUGUGAUGAAGACGUUGACGAAUGUCUGCAGUCUCCUUGUGGUCCAGACAUGGACUGCAUCAACACCCAUGGAAGCUUUGAAUGUCAUCUGGCUGGCAGCUGUGGAAAUUGGACAUGGGGAGAAGAUUGCAACAAUACAUGCAACUGUAACCGCAACAGCACAAUGGAUUGUCACGGCUGGAAUGGCACCUGUGUUUGUCUGUAUGGCUACACUGGCAGCCGUUGUGAUGAAGACGUUGACGAAUGUCUGCAGUCUCCUUGUGGUCCAGACAUGGACUGCAUCAACACCCAUGGAAGCUUUGAAUGUCAUCUGGCUGGCAGCUGUGGAAAUUGGACAUGGGGAGAAGAUUGCAACAAUACAUGCAACUGUAACCGCAACAGCACAAUGGAUUGUCGCGGCUGGAAUGGCACCUGUGUUUGUCUGUAUGGCUACACUGGCAGCCGUUGUGAUGAAGACGUUGACGAAUGUCUGCAGUCUCCUUGUGGUCCAGACAUGGACUGCAUCAACACCCAUGGAAGCUUUGAAUGUCAUCUGGCUGGCAGCUGUGGAAAUUGGACAUGGGGAGAAGAUUGCAACAAUACAUGCAACUGUAACCGCAACAGCACAAUGGAUUGUCACGGCUGGAAUGGCACCUGUGUUUGUCUGUAUGGCUACACUGGCAGCCGUUGUGAUGAAGACGUUGACGAAUGUCUGCAGUCUCCUUGUGGUCCAGACAUGGACUGCAUCAACACCCAUGGAAGCUUUGAAUGUCAUCUGGCUGGCAGCUGUGGAAAUUGGACAUGGGGAGAAGAUUGCAACAAUACAUGCAACUGUAACCGCAACAGCACAAUGGAUUGUCACGGCUGGAAUGGCACCUGUGUUUGUCUGUAUGGCUACACUGGCAGCCGUUGUGAUGAAGACGUUGACGAAUGUCUGCAGUCUCCUUGUGGUCCAGACAUGGACUGCAUCAACACCCAUGGAAGCUUUGAAUGUCAUCUGGCUGGCAGCUGUGGAAAUUGGACAUGGGGAGAAGAUUGCAACAAUACAUGCAACUGUAACCGCAACAGCACAAUGGAUUGUCGCGGCUGGAAUGGCACCUGUGUUUGUCUGUAUGGCUACACUGGCAGCCGUUGUGAUGAAGACGUUGACGAAUGUCUGCAGUCUCCUUGUGGUCCAGACAUGGACUGCAUCAACACCCAUGGAAGCUUUGAAUGUCAUCUGGCUGGCAGCUGUGGAAAUUGGACAUGGGGAGAAGAUUGCAACAAUACAUGCAACUGUAACCGUAACAGCACAAUGGAUUGUCGCGGCUGGAAUGGCACCUGUGUUUGUCUGUAUGGCUACACUGGCAGCCGUUGUGAUGAAGACGUUGACGAAUGUCUGCAGUCUCCUUGUGGUCCAGACAUGGACUGCAUCAACACCCAUGGAAGCUUUGAAUGUCAUCUGGCUGGCAGCUGUGGAAAUUGGACAUGGGGAGAAGAUUGCAACAAUACAUGCAACUGUAACCGCAACAGCACGAUGGAUUGUCACGGCUGGAAUGGCACCUGUGUUUGUCUGUAUGGCUACACUGGCAGCCGUUGUGAUGAAGACGUUGACGAAUGUCUGCAGUCUCCUUGUGGUCCAGACAUGGACUGCAUCAACACCCAUGGAAGCUUUGAAUGUCAUCUGGCUGGCAGCUGUGGAAAUUGGACAUGGGGAAAAGAUUGCAACAAUACAUGCAACUGUAACCGCAACAGCACAAUGGAUUGUCACGGCUGGAAUGGCACCUGUGUUUGUCUGUAUGGCUACACUGGCAGCCGUUGUGAUGAAGACGUUGACGAAUGUCUGCAGUCUCCUUGUGGUCCAGACAUGGACUGCAUCAACACCCAUGGAAGCUUUGAAUGUCAUCUGGCUGGCAGCUGUGGAAAUUGGACAUGGGGAGAAGGUUGCAGCAAUACAUGCAACUGUGAUGUUAACAAAACUACAUCCUGUCUGAAGUCAAAUGGAACUUGCCUAUGUAAAGAUGGGUUCUCUGGUACCCAGUGUACAGAACAAAACAAUGUUUGCCUGGAAACUACACCCUGUGGUCUCCAUUCAGUUUGUGUAGCCAAUGGAUCAAGCUACUUAUGUCAGUGUGACAUUGGCUUUAAAAAUGUUUUAUCCAGUCCAAAUACUUGUGAAGCUUGUAGUAGCUGGACCUGGGGCAGGAACUGUAACAACUCUUGCACCUGCCAGAUAAACAAGACAGAAAGUUGCUCAAGUACAACUGGCAACUGUAAUUGUAAACCUGGAUACACGUCUGCUGAUUGUGGCACAGAUGUCAAUGAGUGCACAGAUUCCCCUUACAUUUGUGGUGAAAACUUCAACUGCAUCAACAUAGAUGGUGGUUACACGUGUGUGAAACAAAAUGAAACAGCUCUCAAACAAAGAGAUCUCUAUCCAUAUGGAGAAUCUGUAGGAGAUUACAUUGUUGAAACAAGUGGGGGUGAAGGUUUUUACUACUGGUACGAUGCCAUCAGUAAACCCAUCACUUUUUCAAGUGCAGUUCCAUUUGGUUCAACAAGGGUUCAAGUUGCACAUGUCCUACCAAAUGGUGUGAUUACAUUUGGCCGUCAAACAAGAGUUUGGUGGCCAGAUUUACAGUACACUUACUCAACGGACCCCACUCCCAAUGUGCUGGCACCUUUCUGGACCUAUACCAACCCAAAGCAAUCUGGCAAAGUGUUUUAUCACCUGUAUGAGCAAGUGAAUCCCUUGUCUAAAUGGACACAGAACUCACCAAAACUGAAUGAUGUGCUCACCAGGGCUAGUCAAGAGAUAAAUGAACAUUUUCACCUAGAAAGUUUUCUGGCAACCACAGUCCUAGUUGCCAGCUAUGAAAAAGUGGAGCCAUACUCCUGGUACAUGUGGCUAUGUGACUGGUUUGAUGAGUACAAAACAUAUGACUGGUGGAUUCUCUACUACCAGUCUUUGUAUGAGGAAUAUUGUUUGACAAAGAGAGUUGAAACGAAUACAUUCCAAGCUGUGUUUGUGAGUGAUGGUGUGACAUCAUAUGCUAUAGUCACUUACAAAAAGGAUGAGAUGAACUGGGCUUAUGAACAGUGGAGAACUAUAGCAGUUGGUCUGGUUUCUGCAGACUUAAUUAGAGAUUACCAAGUGACCUACACUGAUCUUACCACCAACAUGGAUAAAGUGGUUUGGAACACAGGUCGCUAUGGUACCUGGAUUGAACAAGUCGGCUAUUUCGUAAACCCAGACAGCCAGUGCAUGAACUUUUACUUACAAAACCAACACCUCAUAACCAACAGGACCCAUCAAACACACGUAGCCGCCCUGUUUGACUGUCCUUGUAGCCUUGACCGCAUGGGGGGUCAGUGGUGGUCGAAUUCUUGGAAGGAAGUUGAAGGAGAUGACAGGUCAUACAUCAUUUGCUUCGCUCUCAGCCCAAUGGCCAAGUCACGCCUGGAUAGGCUGAGGGGCAACCCUCUCAAUAGGCUCUGCUGCUACAAAUACACUUACCCAGACCCAAACUUGUAUUAUGACUGGGAGGCGUGGACCAAUGCUUGGCGUAACUCACCCUACAUACCCUUCAGAGAUCCUAACGCAGGUCAUCUUCUCCUGAAUGACCCUUGGUGGUGGUGGGGUGAUGCUAGGAAAUCAAAAGAAGAAGAUUUGAACCCACACAGAUGGUGUUGUGAGGAGAGUUCCUCCCCCUCCCAGUACUGCUCGUUGUUCAACCAAGUGCGGCCAGAAAAUGGCUGCUCAUUAGAGGCGGAGUUCAUCUCAGGUAUUGCACUAGGUGACCCACACAUCCUGAGCUUAGAUGGCAAUGAAUACACGUUCAAUGGUCUGGGUGAAUAUGUGCUACUCUGGGCUGAAGACAUACCUUUCAUGUUCCAAUGUCGCACAGAGCAGAUCAGCAAUGCUGAAGGGAAGAAGACAAACGCAACUGGGUUUGUUGCCUUUGCUGCUGUGGAGGGAGACAACUCUAAGCUACAAGUAGAACUUGAUCUUGUUGGAACAGGCAUGGUAAUUGUAGCAAAUGGUCAUGAUGUGACAGUUGAGUUCUACAAAGUCAGCGACUACCAGGAAACUUUUGAUAACAACAUCACCAUCACAAGGGAGGAUAAGGAGAACAGAACACAAAUGGUGGCAACAUUUCCUUCUGGUAUCUCAUUGAAAGUCCAUGUUGGCAUGAAAAUUCUAGAAUUUUCUAUUGAUGUGUCAACUGACUUGAAAGGAAAAUUUAAAGGCCUGAUGGGGAAUUUCAAUGGGAACAAAAGUGACGACUUCAUUCUUCCUGAUGGCACUGUGCUGACUGCUAAUGACACAAACACAGAGAGAAAAAUCUUUGAAAAUUUUGGCAGAGAAUGGGAGGUAACCUCCAGCAAUACCAUAUUUAACUACCCUGAUGGGAAGAGCUGCCUUGACUAUCAACAUCCUGAAUUUGAACCAACUUUCCGAGAAGAAGUCAACCCAGUGCUUCUUGCAGAGGCAAAAUCUAAAUGUGGUGACAAUGAUGCCUGUAUAUUUGAUUACAUAAUAACAAAGGAUGAAAAGUUUGCAUUGACCACCAAGUCUACAAGUGUUGACGCCUUUAGCCUGAAGUCUAACCAAGAUAACAGCCUUCCAUCCCUAAAGAUUCUACCCAACCAGCUAAAUAGACACAAUCAAUGGGAGGUAACUCAUGGUGUCAAAUCAACCUUCAGGUUCCAGGCUAAUGACACUGAUGUAACUGACACUGUGACCUACAGGCUAGUCGCCAACACAAGCAGUGAUCUCACCAUAGAUGGAGCCACUGGUGUUCUGACAUACACCCCAGAUUCUCACACCCCUGUCACCAUUGGUGUACAAGCAGUGGACUCCAAAGGGGGACAAUCCUUUAUUGUGUACCUGGAUGUGGUUGUCUGUCCUGCGUGUGGUGGAGUGGGAGAAUGUGACAGGAACAAGACAAGGGAGGGGGAGAAAAAUGGGGGAAGAUUUCUCCUGAAUGUUUGCAACUGCUGGCCCGCAUACACCGGUGAAGACUGUGAGGUGGAGUUUGAUGCUUGUAAGGAUCAGCCCUGUCUGGGGGAUCAAAAGUGCACAGACAGGACAGCAGCAGAGCAAGGAAACAGCCCUGUUGGAUAUUCCUGCGGUCCUUGUCCUGAUGGGUUUGAGGAACGUGACAGUACUUGUGUAGAUAAAAAUGAAUGUAUUGUCAAUGGGACCAGUGGAGUCUGUCCAGAAAAUUCAGAGUGUGAGAACACAGUUGGCUCCUACAGAUGUGAGUGUAAGCCAGGAUAUAGGCCAGAUACAGCCAACAGCUCACUAUGUAAAGAUAUUGAUGAGUGUUCAGAGAGGACCCACACAUGUCAGCAGUUAUGUGAAAAUACAGAUGGCAAUUUUAACUGUACCUGCUAUAAGGGCAACACAUUAAACCAAGACAAAAGAACUUGCACUCAGGAUCCUAGCAGUACAGAACUGUGUAAAUCAAAAAGCUGCUCACAAGUAUGUACUGUAACAGAUGGGGUUGCUAGCUGUAGCUGCUAUAAGGGCUACACUCUUCUUACAGACAAGGAUUGUGUUGACUUGAAUGAAUGUACAACUGGCAACAAACCAUGCAGUCAGUCAUGUGACAACACAGAUGGUGGCUACAAGUGUUCUUGUUACCCUGGCUACAAGCUGGAAAAUGAUGGAACCACAUGCACACCCUGUGUCCAGCCUUACUAUGGAACCAACUGUACCCAACUCUGUGUUUGCAAUGGUCAUGGAUCAUGUGACCCUAUCCGAGGCUGUGACUGCUCUACAGGGUGGACAGGGUUUAACUGUAACCUAGAUGUCAACGAGUGUUCCAACACUUCUGUGUGUCCCAUUGGCCAGAUCUGUGUCAACACACUUGGCUCUUUCCACUGUGAUUGUCCACCAGGAUAUUUCAGGGAUGGCAGAUUGUGUAAAGACCUUGAUGAAUGCCAGAAUGUUCUAGACAACAACUGUGACUUGGCAGUAGAGGACUGUGUCAACAACAAUGGCAGCUAUACAUGCACAUGCCAGAAAGGCUAUGCUAGAAAUGCCAAAAAUAUUUGUGUCGAUAUUGAUGAGUGUGUCACUAAAGCUCACAACUGUGAACAGAUUUGUGAAAAUACACAAGGAAAAUACAACUGCAAGUGUUUCUAUGGAUACAGACUUGACAUAGACAGAGCCAACUGCGUUAAAGCAUCAGAUGAUGUGUGCGCUGAUGUGACUAGUCUGAAGUGCCAACAGAUUUGUACAGUCGACCUGUCUACAAACACACCUCACUGUUUGUGUAACACUGGCUUCUUCCUGCAGGGGACAGAAAACUGUACAGACCUGAAUGAAUGUGAAUUUGACCAUUUGAAUCUGUGUGCACACAAGGAGAGAUGCAGUAAUACAGCUGGUGGCUACUCUUGUUCUUGCCCGUCUGGCUUUAUGUUAGAUAAUGAUGGACGAUCAUGUGUGGGAUGUGGCCCAGGCAAAUGGGGAACAAACUGUGUCACUGACUGUUCUUGUAGUGCUGGCGCUGACAGAUGUGACCCACAGAAGGGCUGCAUUUGUAAACCUGGAUUCUCUGGUGUACACUGUGAUGAAGAUCUGGAUGAGUGUGGUACAGGUCUUCUCAUCUGCUCAUCUGAUGAAAUUUGUGUCAACACCAGGGGCAGUGCUUUCUGUGAUUGCCUGGAUGGGUACUCAAAAAUAUCUGGAACAUGUACUGACAUCAAUGAGUGUGCUAGCCGUUUCAGCAAUGACUGUGAACAAGUGUGUGAGAACAAAAAUGGUGGCUUCACUUGCUCCUGUCACACUGGCUACAGGUACAACACUACAGCUAAAACUUGUCAUGACAUUGAUGAAUGUCAACUAAAGACUGCUAAAUGUGAGCAGAAGUGUGAGAACACAAAUGGUGGCUACCACUGUGCUUGUCUGGAUGGCUUGAAGCUUGAUGUGGAUGGGGCAUCUUGUUUAGUGGCCAGUGAGUGCUCCACACUGAACUGUUCCUACAAAUGUGCUGUGGUUAAUGGACAACAAACUUGUUUUUGCCAGAAGGGAAGGGAAGUCAACCCUGAUAAUAAUCUACUUUGUGAUGAUGUGGAUCUGUGUAAGAGCUCUCCUUGUUCACACUCCUGUGAAGAGACAGCUGAUGGCUCCAGUUUUAGGUGCACGUGUCCUGUUGGUCUACAACUGGCUGCUGAUGAAAUCACUUGUCUUGCUUGCCCAGACAACUUGUAUGGUGUAAACUGUAGCAGCAAAUGUUUGUGUAGUCCAACAACAUCUAUCUCAUGUGACAAGGUUAAUGGCACCUGUACCUGUAAACCUGGCUGGACAUCGGCCACUUGUAACACAGAUGUUGAUGAGUGUAGCGCAGGUGUCAUCUGUCCAGAUCAUGCCAAAUGUGUCAACACACCUGGCAGUUACCUGUGUCAGUGUCAGGCAGGAUAUCACAAGACAAGUGACAGUCAGUGCCAAGCCUGUUCCUUAAACUUUUAUGGAGAAGAGUGCAGGAAGCAGUGUGAUUGUGACACAUCACAGAGUGUGUGUGACAGUGUCACUGGCACAUGUAUGUGUAACCCAGGCUGGACUGGAGCAAAGUGUGACACAGAUGUUGAUGAGUGUAAAAACACAACUGCUGUUUGCCAAGACCCUGCUAGACUUCACUGGGUGUGCAUCAACUCACCUGGCUCAUACAGGUGUGGCUGUGAUGUUGGCUAUGUGGAUACAAGUGGCCAGUGUGUGGACCGGGAUGAAUGUGCGUCCAGUGAGACCAACCAGUGUGACAACAACUGCACCAACACAGCAGGCAGCUACACCUGCGCCUGUGGAUCUGGAUACAAACUGGCAGCUGAUGGAUACUCGUGUCAAGACAUAGAUGAGUGUCUUCAAGGCUCAAGUGGCUGUCAACAGCUGUGUAACAAUGAACCAGGUGCCUUUACCUGCUCUUGUAACCCAGGUUUUGAAGUGGAUGAAACUGACAUCAAAACAUGUUACAGCGCUGCUGGCUAUGGAUUUCAAGUCAAAUUAUUUAUGGAUGUCUCUGGGAAAAACUUGAGAGAAAAACUAGGAAGUGAUUACCAGGAGUUACAGAGAAAGAUUGGACAAUCUCUGAAGACUAAGAUGAUUGAAAAGGUGACUUAUCUGAAGCAAGUCAAGAUCAACAAUAUGAGGCAUGGCAGUGUGAUUGUAGAUUUAUCAGUGAUUAUAGCCACCUCUGUGGAUACACUGGCUGCAAGUAAACUGGUAGAAGCCAUCUUGUACAUAGCUGAGACAGGUUUGGUCGUGGAUGGAGUUUUACAAAAUGCUACAGUCACAGUGGGAAAUAUUACAGUUCCACCUACAGUAAACAGGUGCCAGAUUCUUGCUGCUAUUGAAGCCUGUACAUCAGAUGAGAAAUGUCAGCUCAAUCAAAAUGGAGAGGCAUAUUGCAAGAGCAAUGAGGAAGAAUUAAACAUUCCACUGAUUGUUGGACUAGCUGUGGGGAUUCCCCUAACUAUUGCCUUGAUUGUUGCCAUAGUUUUUGCUGUGGUUUAUAAAAAGAAGUACAGGGCUCAGAGAAGGGUCAAUGUAAGGGAGGCUACUUACUCAGACAGAGUUGCAACACCAGAAAUGAUUUCCUAUUCCAAUGUUGCACCUUUAAGUACUGGACUAGAUGCAAAUGAUAAACUUAAGCUUGUUUAAAAUACAUCAUUUAUUUUUUAAUCAUGUUUAAAGACUUGACACAAAUAGCUCAAAACUUUUUCUUAAUCAUAUUUACUUUUUUUUAAUGGUUUAAACACUGUUGAAAUUGAAUGUUAUACUAUAUAUAGUAUAUUAAAUAAAUGUUAGUUCUGUUUUCUAAUAAGUUAUUAGCAAAAUGUUAUUGUAAAAUCAUCCCAUGGUUCAUGUACAAAUAAUCACUAUAGUAAUUAAAUUAUCUGAAUUACAUACAGAACUGUUCUGUAACUGGUCAAACUGCUUCAGUGCUGGGGGCCUUGUUAACAAAUCUCCCACAGGAGCUAAGAGCUCAUUCUUUACAAUAACUUAAUUUCACAGACAUUCCGUCCAAUGUUUUUAAUUGUACAACUUAUUGUACAGUCAGUAUUUCUUUCUGUGAUGAUUUUUUGUUUGAUCAAGUUUUUAAAAUUAAGACUGGCUUCUAUACAAAGUAAAGAAUUGUAUUGUUGUGUUAACAUAUUUUUUUAGCAAUGUUUACUUAAUUUUGUGAUAAAAAAACAAAAUAAUUCAUUUUAUUGUUGAAUUAUAAAUACAUUUUUAACCAGUAUAUUUUAAAAUCUUUGGUUAAUGGUGAAUGUCUGGCUUCUGAGAUGUGAUGAAUGUUUUGUUUGUAAGUAUCUAGUAUCAUUAACUGAGCAGAUGAUGACACACUUGUGUUAAAAUCUCAUUUGUUAAUCUGUUAACAUUUAAUAUUAAAAAUACUUUGAAAAUUCGCCUUCCAUC